UUUCGCGGCCCCAAACUCGUCGUCAGCCGCCUCCCCAGUUUGCAUCUGAAAAUCAUUUGGAAGCUGCCACUUUUAAAAUCCACCACCGUAGCCUCCGCCACCUAGAUUUCUCCGAAGUUUUUUUCCUUGUCCGACACACACACACACACACACACACUCUUCAAUCCAUUUCCCAUCACUUCUUUUCUACUCUUUUGUUGAUCUCAUCAAAUUUCAUUUCUAUCUUUCUAAAUUUCUUCUGGGUAGUGUUUGAUUGGUUUAUUUAUUGGGUCCGGUUCCGAAUUUAUUCGUAUGAUCCCUCUUGUAUCAAAAUCAGAUUAUAAGCAAUAGAAAAGAUUACACGUAGUGGUAGAAGCACUGUAAAUAGGAAAGAAGAGAUAGAGAGAAAUGGCAUCGACGAGUAGUAGUACCAAUAAAAAUGGGGUGGGGGUGAUGAACGUGAAUAAUAAGAUCGAGAGAGCUCAUCAAAUGUAUAGAGAAGGUAAGUACCAGGAAGCUUUAGUUUAUUACACCGAAGCGCUUUCCGCCGCCAAGUCCAUACCCCAACAAAUCGCUCUCCACAGCAAUCGGGCCGCCUGUUUUCUCAAACUCCACAACUUCAAGAAGGCUGCUGAAGAAUGCACCUGGGUGCUUGAGCUUGAUCACAAUCACACUGGAGCAUUGAUGUUGCGUGCUCAGACGUUAGUCACUCUAAAGGAGUACAACUCAGCUCUUUUUGACGUCAAUAGGCUCAUUGACUUGAACCCUUCUUCAGAAGUUUAUCAGAAUCUUCAGGCCCGAUUAAAGACACAAUUGUCCCUUGCUCCCAUCCCUGAAGAUGAUGCAGAGCUUGAAGAAGAAGAAGAUGAUACAGAACUGCAGGUGGACAAGGAGGUAAAAGAAAGAAAAGCAUUGGAGGAAUGUGAAGAUGGAGUAGAGCAAGUUACAGAGGCGGUAGUUCCUGACGAGCAAAAGGCUGAGAGUUGUGGGGUUACUGCCAGAGGGGAAGUCGCUGCUCAGAAUAGUGCCGUUGGUAAGUUAUCCGAACAAGAUUCCUCUGGGUGGCAAGCUAUCCCAAAACCGAAAGGACACUCACAACUUGACUACUCAAGGUGGGAUAGAGUUGCAGAUGAAUCUAGCGAAGAUGAUGACGACGAUAGCGACAAUGAUUCUCAGCCCCAGUAUAGAUUCCGAGUGAGAACAGUUGGCGUGCGUGCGGUAAAGUAACGUCAGAAGAAUUGCCCGAACAAUAUACUUUACUUGACUCAUUUAUGACUGACUCUGCAGACCAAGUCUGUAGAGGGUAACGCCGCCCAUGAAUGAACGGAGGUGCUGUGGUUUGUGUUUGUUUGAAGGCUGCAGUUGAUGGUUCGUAAAUCAAACUUCAAAUGGUACGUGCAAUGCUUUGCUGGUUGGCUGCAAAUGAUCAACACUGAAGCUGUUCUGUUCAAGGGAUUUUUCUGUAUCUGGAGAUGUGGAAUGGCAAAGGCAGUGUCUCAGGACUAGCGUUUUCUGAUGGGCUUGAAAAGAAGAUUGAAGGAUCUUAUAGAACCUUAGGCUUGCAUUUACAAUGUCUGAUAUUGAAGGGACAUUUCUCUCCUGGCUUAUUGCUGUGUUACGGGCAAAGGCGCAAUCAAAUUCCUCCUUCCUUUUCCUCGGCAGAUUCAGACGGUACUGAAAAUGGCACGUUUAGACAAGAAGCAGGGAAUCGGCUAUGGAGUAGAUGUUAGCGUUGCAUGAUUAGAAUCUUGUUCUAGCGCAGACAAAUACUGGUGUCAAAGGGAUCCUGACCGGUUUUGGCUUCAUUCUACAGAAAAGGCUUUUUUUUU
Messenger RNA from Coffea eugenioides, 1808 nucleotides. Its product is annotated as protein unc-45 homolog A. The record is from RefSeq and is a predicted model, not a curated record. NCBI's taxonomy places the organism in Eukaryota, Viridiplantae, Streptophyta, Magnoliopsida, Gentianales, Rubiaceae. Gene Ontology annotation, molecular function: protein binding. The coding region runs from base 388 to 1206 and encodes 272 amino acids. The transcript has 3 exons.